Emys orbicularis (European pond turtle) is the source of this 988-nucleotide messenger RNA. It is a transcript of the gene MRPL19, whose product is annotated as mitochondrial ribosomal protein L19. Lineage: Eukaryota; Metazoa; Chordata; Testudines; Emydidae. The record is from RefSeq and is a predicted model, not a curated record. The transcript is spliced from 6 exons. The coding region runs from base 29 to 880 and encodes 283 amino acids. Gene Ontology annotation, biological process: translation. Gene Ontology annotation, cellular component: mitochondrial large ribosomal subunit; ribosome. Gene Ontology annotation, molecular function: structural constituent of ribosome.
UCGCCGGGGGAAGUUAGCCAGAGCCGUCAUGGCCGCCGCCUGCUGGAGGUUCCUGGAGCAGGCGGGUGUGAGGGCCUUCGCUAGGGCGUCCGCCGCCCGGCCCGGAGCGCGCUGCCGGUGCUUCUCUUCCUCUGGACUUCUGAGGGCUAACAGUGGAGAACCUACAAAAUUUCAGCCACCUCCAAAGCCAGUUGUUGUUGACAAACAUAAAGAGGUAGUAGAGAGAAGGUUCUUGAGUCCUGAAUUUAUUCCCCCCAGAGAGAGAACAGAUCCUCUUAAAUUCUAUAUUGAAAGAACUGACAUGAUACGAAGGCGAAAAGUGCUCGACAUUCCAGAGUUCUAUGUUGGAAGCAUCCUUUCUGUUACCACAGCAGAUCCAUAUGCCAGUGACAAAACCAGCCGUUUUGUAGGAAUUUGCAUUCAAAGAGGAGGAAAAGGACUUGGUGCUACCUUUGUGCUUCGGAAUAUUAUAGAAGGGCAGGGUGUUGAGUUUUGCUAUGAACUGUACAAUCCUCGAAUCCGGGAGAUCAAGGUUUUGAAGCUGGAGAAGAGACUAGAUGACAACCUGAUGUAUUUACGGGAUGCUUUUCCUGAAUAUAGUACUUUUGAUGUGAACAUGAAACCUGUGCCCCAUUCAGCUAAUGAUGAAAUUCCUGUAAACCAGCUGAAGGUCAAAAUGAAACCUAAACCCUGGACAAAACGUUGGGAACGACCAAAAUUUAACAUUCAAGGAAUCCACUUUGAACUACCUGAAGAAACGAUGAAAGAAGCACAAAAGUGGAGCAAGCCCUGGAUACAGUUUGAUAUGCUGCGAGAAUACGAUACUUCAAAAUUAGAGAAGGAAAUAUGGAAAGAAGUGAAUGAAGAGCUAAAAAAAUGAUACUGCUUUUAUAUGGUAGAUUACUGAGGAGGGAGGCCACCUGAAUUUUUUAAUAUACAAUUCCUCAAUUGUGUAAGAUUUGUGUACAAUAAAGUAGUACAUUUGUGU